GGCGCCAAUGUCCUAAUCCAGAAAAAUUGAUAGGACGGCCCUUUGUGCUAGGGUUUCUGGCGCCAACAAAUUUUUCAUCAUCGCAUCGUAACCCAGAAAGCACAAAAUCUCAUUCAUCAACUUCAUACUAUAACUCAUCCUUAUUACAGCAACAAAGCAUUUUGGUUUUUCAUAUUUUGGUCGUAGUGAGCAGUGAAGAGAAAAAAACUGAAGAAGAAUUCAUCAGACAAUUAUUUGAUCCUUCAUCUGGACUGUUAACUGAGGAUACGGCAAAGGUAUUAUGGAUCAUAUGUUGGGAAGAUUUGAUUCGAUUAAAGAAAGAAGUCUUAUGCCUCUCAAAGGAAUCUUGCAGAAACAGCAAUCGAGUUAAUUUAGAAAUUGGCUCAGUAGCCAGACAAAACAUUCAACAGAUGAUCAAUGCAUGUUAUCCUCAAUUAAAGGAAAAUGUUCUUAAGUGUUUUAGAAAAAACCAUUUUCCAAUUGAUGCUCUGAAGGAAGAGGAUGCCUCUAAGAUCUGGCAUUCAACAUACAUGCCGGCGUCACCUUCAUCUAGAAGAUAUCUGGGUCAAAUUUUUCCAAAGCAACUAUCAGAAACAGCGAACAAGCAACAUGAAUUACAUAUAAGCAUUAAAGUUAAAGAAGAUACAAAAGCAUCUGGAACUAGCAUGGCAAUACCUCUAGUGGUAGCAGUUGUAGCUGUGGUAUUUGUCAUUUUAUGUUGUUAUAGAUGUUGUGGGAGUGGACAAGUCAGCCAAAAUGAUGAGAGACCCCUUCUAAGCAUGAGCAUGAAUGACUACUCAGUUGGUUCUUCUUCGAACAGUAAUAUUCAAUUCAAAAGCUCAAUGAAAGAAGGAGAAAUUGGUAUUCAGUCGUCGAGUAUUCGAUCAGUUGAUGAGAAGAGAAACUCUGUGUCGUUGAAUGAAAGUGAAUCAGGAGAAGUUGGUAGUUGUUCUGUGAGAGCAUCAUUUGAACUAAAACCUCAUCCUGGGAGAGCAGUGUCAAAUAAUGGAUUGCUUCCUUUGAAACCUCCUCCUGGACGGCCUGAUCUUCUUCCUCCUCCUCCUGGAAGGUCUGAUCUUCUUCCUCUGAAACCUCCUCCUGGAAGACCAGAUCUUGCUCCUUCUCCACCUCCUCCACCUCCUCCACCUCCUCCACCUCCUCCAUCUCCUCCUUCUACUUCUAAUUCUGCACCACCUCCUCCUCCUCCUCCUCGUGCACCACCAAAGCCUACCGGUGCUGGUCCUCCACCUCCUCCACCUCCUGGCCACGGCCCUGGCCCUAGAGCACCACCCCCUCCUCCUGGAAAAGGCCCUAGAGCUCCACCACCACCUCCAUCUAGAGCCAAGCCUGGUCCUCCUGGUGCUGGUCCUAGACCUCCUCCACCGCCAGGUGGUGGUGCAGGUCAUGCAAGAGCUCCUUCCAAUCCAAAGGUUGUUGAGGAAGCCGAUUACGAAGGUGAAGGGUAUGUUCCUAAAACAAAGUUAAAGCCUUUCUUCUGGGAUAAGGUUCAAGCUAACGAUCAAGCAAUGGUAUGGAAUCAACUCAAAGCAGGAUCGUUCCAGUUUAAUGAAGAAAUGAUCGAGACACUCUUUGGCUUUAAUUCUGCGAGUACGGAAAAAGGAAAGGGCCAACCAAAAAAAGAGGCUUCCCCAACUCCCCAACUUAUACAAAUCGUUAACGCAAAGAAAGCACAGAAUUUGUCUAUUCUAUUAAAAGCAUUGAAUGUCACCGCAGAUGAAGUUUGUGAUGCACUUCUUGAAGGAAAUGAGCUUCCCACAGAAUUCCUUCAAACCUUGUUGAAGAUGGCACCCACGCAGGACGAAGAACUUAAGCUUAGAGUUUUCAGUGGUAAUCUAGCCCAACUCACCCCUGCAGAUAGGUUCCUUAAAGCCAUAGUUGACAUUCCUUGUUCUUUUAAACGAAUGGAAGCAUUAAUUUACAUGGGUACUCUUCAAGAGGAUCUCACCAGUACACGAGAUUCCUUUGCAAUUUUAGAGGUUGCUUGUAAAAAGCUGAGAAGUAGUCGAUUAUUCCUGAAACUUCUUGAAGCUGUUCUGAAAACUGGGAAUCGUAUGAACGAUGGGACAUUUCGUGGUGGUGCACAAGCAUUCAAACUUGAUACACUGUUGAAACUAUCUGAUGUGAAAGGAGUAGAUGGGAAGACCACACUCUUGCACUUCGUUGUUCAAGAGAUAGUACGCACUGAGGGCAUAAGAGCAGCACGCAUGGCAAAAGAGAAUCACAGUUUCUCCAGCGUAAAAACAGAUGACCUUCUUGAGGACGUCUCGAUUGAAUCAGAUGACCACUAUCGUGAACUUGGUCUUCAAGUGGUUUCAUAUUUAAGCACUGAACUUGAAAGCGUGAAGAAAGCAGCAGCUUUAGAUGCUGAUGGGUUGGUAGGAACAACUUCAAGAGUAGGGCAUGGUCUGAUAAAAACAAGAGACUUUGUAAACAAAGAGUUGAGCAAUACGAAGGGUGAUAAAGGGUUUUGUGAGACAGUGAAGAGCUUCGUAGAGAAAGCUGAGGCUGAUGUCAAAAGUUUGCUAGAAGAGGAGAAGAAAAUCAUGGGUCUGGUGAAGAGCACUGGUGAUUACUUUCAUGGGGAUACAGGGAAGGAUGAAGGGUUGAGAUUAUUUAACAUAGUACGCGAUUUCUUAGUAAUGUUGGAUAAGGUGUGCAAGGAGAUACAACUUGCACCACCAAAGAAGCCAGCACCAAAAAGUGCAAAGCAAGAAACACCUAAUCAUUCUAGAAAACCUUCUUCCUCUGAUAAUCUUCCUCCUGCUCAUGAUUUAAUUCGUCAAAGAAUUUCUCCAGUAAUUGCAAAUAGGAGGACAGAUGAUUUUAGUUCAGAUGAUGACAGUCCUUAAUUAGGUUUAAGUUGGAAGUGCUACUUGUAAAACUCCUCCUUUCUUUGCCCAUGUCCUUGUUGUAUAGCUUUAAUGUUGUAAUAGAGUCACCACUUGCUUACACUUGUCUAAUUUUGAAGGGAAGAUAUUGUCUUGUUAAUCAUUUAAA
Molecule: messenger RNA, 3018 nt
Organism: Vigna angularis (adzuki bean)
Lineage: Eukaryota; Viridiplantae; Streptophyta; Magnoliopsida; Fabales; Fabaceae
Product: formin-like protein 5
Exons: 7
Coding region: 411-2870 (819 amino acids)
Biological process (GO): actin nucleation; actin cytoskeleton organization
Molecular function (GO): actin filament binding
Source: RefSeq, a predicted model, not a curated record